Triticum aestivum (bread wheat) is the source of this 1325-nucleotide messenger RNA. RefSeq lists its product as uncharacterized. The transcript has a single exon. The coding region runs from base 251 to 544 and encodes 97 amino acids. The record is from RefSeq and is a predicted model, not a curated record. NCBI's taxonomy places the organism in Eukaryota, Viridiplantae, Streptophyta, Magnoliopsida, Poales, Poaceae.
CUCUCUCUCUCUCUCUCUCUCUCUCUCUCCGCAUGACUGCAUCCAUUCCGUCCAUCAUUGCCGAUUACGCAUUUACGCAAGUUGCCAACCAACGCCAAAACUCACCACUGUCGUCGUCUCGCUCACCGGCCGCUCCCAUAUAUCCGCUCACUCCGCCGCUCCAACCAAUUUCUACGCCCAUAGGGGGGAGAGAGAGAGAGAGAGAGAAAGAGAGAGAGAGAGAGAGAGAAACAGGGAGGGAGCCGCUGGCAUGAACUGCGUCAAGAUUCUCGUACUGCUCUCCCUGAUCCCUCUCGCGCUGAGGGGAGCGGCGCUUCUCGUCGUCCCGUCACCAUCCUCCCCUGACUCUGCAUCACGCACCGGCGUCUUGGCUCCGGUACAGGCGGAGCAGUGGAGGCAGGAGCGGAGGAGGACGGCGGGUCGUCAGGCUCGGGGCGGCCGCGCCACCACCAUCGCCCCCUUCGCCCCGCGGCGGUUCGGCGGCUUCUUCCGGGACGACAAGAGGUUCGCGCCCACGGGGUCCAACCCGCUGCACAACCUGUGAUCGGCGGCCGGUGGGGUUGACUGCUUCGGCCUCUCUGUCUUUGCAAAGUCUACCUGACUGGUGCAGUGUAAUUUUCUUCUUGUACAUACGGUCUACCGAAUCAGUUCCUUAUUGAUUUUGCAUUGAUUGAUAAAUGGGCUGUCUCUGUGUCUUGUUGGUGUUCAAUUUGGUCAUAUAUCCUUUCUAACUUACAGUAGCCUGACAAAAGGUUGUCAAGAACCCACUGUUAUUUUUUUAAGUUCGAUUGGUUUCAGAAAUCAGAACAGAGAUUGACAAAAUUUAGUACUACCAUAUACUCACUUACUACCAAAACCUGGUUUUAUUCGUUGCAAGAAGACGGUCCUGAAGACUCUUUUUGGGGAAGUUUACAGUGGUUCACUCAGUUUAGCCACUCGUUCAAGGGGAUUUGCGCUUUCCCAUCGUAACUGAACUGUCCAUGUUGGUGCCAAGAAUUGCAGCUUCCUCCAAUGGUAAACGAGGGAAAAAGGAGCAUCGUUGGCACGAUUACAUCGCAGCAUAAAGUCACUUUGAUAUAGUGCAACUCUUCCUCCUGAGCCUGGCAACCUGAAGAAUUUUCAACCGGUUUUAUAUUGGGAGUCUCUCUCUAUAGCUCAGUUGACUUAGAGAUUGUUAUUUCUCAGUCAACACUGUUAGCAGCCCAAUCAGUACUGUAUCUUCUUAGCCACAUUUGAGCUUGCAGGAAUGCCAUGUUUAGAUUGAACGGUCUUAGCUGUGACUUGGCGAUAGUUAUUUCUCAGUCAUAUGAGAAACAACAAAAUUG